AUGAAUCGGAUCCACCCGACUACUUGCAUUCAAUCCUUUGAGGCACAAAAAGCAAGUCGGACGAAAAUACCGAAUGGUAUUCAUGUGAUGGAUCUACUAACCGCCAUGCACCCAUCACCCCAGGGGGUCUCUCCAAGAUUGGCCGAGUGGAAUUGCAUCUACAUCCCUUUGGCACACCGUCUCACACACUCCCGCCUCCAAUCCCACGUCAGCUUUAACGAUAUUCUCCUGGAACUAAGAUGCGCCCAAGGACAUAAGCUAUGCGAUUUUGGAAACACCAAAAGUACUGCAUGGCAUGAAGAUGACAUGUCAUCCAUGCAUUCUUCAAUAAGCAGUGCGCGAAUUGGUGAGCACGGCAACUCGAAGAUUUGUAACGCCGUUACCUGUCGGCGCACUUAUCAACCUGUUCACAGUGGUAAAAACUCAUCCCCAGGCUCCCUCGAACAUCCUAGUCGCUUCCGUCGCAAGCCCUGUUCACCUCCCUCGGUGUUGCAGGCCAUCUAA
Molecule: messenger RNA, 504 nt
Organism: Bipolaris sorokiniana ND90Pr
Lineage: Eukaryota; Fungi; Ascomycota; Dothideomycetes; Pleosporales; Pleosporaceae
Exons: 3
Coding region: 1-504 (167 amino acids)
Source: RefSeq, a predicted model, not a curated record